Messenger RNA from Panonychus citri (citrus red mite), 1776 nucleotides. Its product is annotated as lipase 3-like. Lineage: Eukaryota; Metazoa; Arthropoda; Arachnida; Trombidiformes; Tetranychidae. The record is from RefSeq and is a predicted model, not a curated record. Gene Ontology annotation, biological process: lipid metabolic process. The transcript has 4 exons. Bases 234 to 1538 code for a protein of 434 amino acids. Gene Ontology annotation, molecular function: hydrolase activity, acting on ester bonds.
CAAAUCAAAUCCUGACUUAAAAUCAUAGAGGAAAAUUUCAAUUCCAUAACUGAAUUAACCUGAGUUGGUGCGAUAAUAAAGUUGAUUGUGUCCUUGUUAAUUAAAUUGCUCAUCUGAUAGCUGAUUAAAUAAACGACAAAUACAGAUAUUUGGUUGUAAGAGAAACACUUAUACCUCUGAGCUACAUCUCUAAUGCUACAAAUUGGGUAUUGGAAUUGAAGUUGAGGUGAAUAAUGAAAUUUGUUAUUCUAUUUGUUUCUUUAGUUAUUUUCCAAAUCCAAACUGUGGAAUCGAGUUCAAGUGCCGUGCCAGCGCCAGAGAAUCCGAUCUAUGCCCGCGAACAGAUUUUCUUGAGCCCUUUUAAAACUUACACAGGAUCGACUUCAGCUCUUACCUGUGGCCAAUUGAUUGUGUACCAUGGAUUUCAAUAUGAAGUUCAUCAAGUUAUAACCGAAGAUGGUUACAUACUUGAGUUGUAUCGUAUCAUUAAUCCCGAUGCCAGAGAUGCUUUUGGUGAUAAACUGGUACCUGUACUUUUGGUCCAUGGGGUAUUGGAAUCAUGUGGUAGUUGGCUUAUCAAUUCCAAUAAUCAAGAUGGACCAUUAAUCAAUGUAACAUCAAACAAUCUCGCUGUUGUUUUAGCUACUCGUGGAUUCGAUGUUUGGCUGGCCAAUAAUCGCGGUACAUCAUAUUCUAGGAAGCAUAUUCAUCUCAACUCAUAUACAGAUUCAUCUUUCUGGAAUUUCAGUUUUGUUGACUUGGGUCGUUAUGAUGCACCAGCAAUGAUUUAUCAUAUAAUUAACGUCACUAAUUAUGAGAAAAUUGUUUGGAUAGGAUAUUCAACUGGGGCUACACAAAUGCUGUGUAAACUAUCAGAGGAUCCAUCGUUUGCAGAUAAUUUAUCUCUCAUCAUCUCGAUUUCACCGGUUGCUUUCAAUAAUAACCCUCCGGGUGUUUUGGGUGCUCUGUCGAGAAGUAGAGCUCUCAAUCUAUUACUUGGUCGAUAUGUUGGUCCAAUUCCUCAAUUUCUACCUGAAACUAAUGCAAUGUUAACCUUAUUUGCUUUCAUAUUUCCACCGAUUUUUGAAGAGAUUAACAAUUACAUCUUUGGACCCGAUAGACAAAUGAUAGAUAAUCAUCAUUAUCCAGCCUUUGAAAGUGUAAUUGACACAACUUCGGCAAAACUUUUACUCCACUAUAUACAAGCAUUUAGAUUGGGACAAUUGCGAUACUAUGACAACGGUGAUGAUGAAAAUUUGGCUCUUUAUGGUUCUAAAUAUCCACCGAAAAUAAACUUUCAAAAUGUACCAACAAAAAGGUUAAUCUUAAUGACUGGAAUCAAUGACUUUUUAGCUAAGCCAAAGAAUAUACAAAGAUUAAGAAACAUUUUAAAGGGUAAACCAUUGAUUGAUCAUAUAAUCAAUUAUCCUCGAUGGAACCACAUUGAUAUAAUUAUUGGAGAAAAGGCUUUCGAGUAUACCCAUUUACCAAUAGUUGGAUUCAUCCGUAAAUAUGUUGGAACUGAAUUUACAAAUUAAAAUUAAGUUAAUCUCCAAUUAACGAGGUGUUUCACUAAGUUUACAAGUUGUUUAUUUCAAUAACUCUUGUGUCUUUGGGCAUUCAGACCCCUGAAUCGAGUUACAGAAGUUUGAGAGAUACUCUAAAAAAAUAACUAAAAAUAUCAACAUUUAAUUGUUAAUUUAUCUUUGGUAAACAAUUAAAAGCACUGGUUACAUUUUUAAAGAGCGAUUAAAGAGAUUUGAAGUUAGUUAUCGA